This is a messenger RNA of Saccostrea cuccullata (small rock oyster), 1191 nucleotides long. RefSeq lists its product as uncharacterized. NCBI's taxonomy places the organism in Eukaryota, Metazoa, Mollusca, Bivalvia, Ostreida, Ostreidae. The record is from RefSeq and is a predicted model, not a curated record. The transcript has 8 exons. Bases 189 to 1112 code for a protein of 307 amino acids.
UUUCAGUGUUUGUUGCUGUUGUGAUAUUGCAUUAUCACAGUUCUGCAGAUGAUAUUGAAAGGGAGGUUUGCCUGGAAACGCUCUUUAACUUUGCAUUCGGAGAAAGUGCGUGUCUUUUUACGUUUACAGAAGCGAAACAGUGGUUUGAAUCAGAUAAGGGUAGCUGUUCUCAGAAAUGCCAUGUAAAAAUGCAAAACUUAAAAAUGUCGACAUCGUCUAAGAAAUAUCGAUAUCAAGUGGCAUCUGUAAAUAUUAGUGUCAAUGAAUUAAGUGAUAAUUGUACUGUUUUAACAACGAGAUGCAACUAUAUCAGUAGAAUAAAGAAAACUUUGAAAAUUAUUUGCAAGUCAGAUGGAGAAAAUGUAGACAUCUCAAAAAAGUUUUGUACAUCGACAAAAGAUUGUAAAAACGAAUCUAAGAUAUGUUCAUCGAUUGGACAAAUCGGCAUCUGUACAUGCAAAUCUGAGUACAUAGGUUUUGGAAAUAAAUGUUUGAAGGGAAGUUUGACACUGAAUGAAACUUGCCAGCGAAAUGAGCAGUGCACUGUGGUAUUAGUCUCGGUUUGUCUGAAUAAUACAUGUACCUGUAAGCGUGGAUAUCCACCUUUGAAUAGCUCGGAAUGUUUGCUGUUAAUUAAGCAAGACGUCGGGACAGUUGGACUUGUUUUCGGAAGCCUUUUCAUUUGCAUCAUAUUAAUUCUUAUUGCCACAAUCAUCUAUCAUCAUGUACGACAUGGAAAAACAAAAAAUGAUGCAAAAGAAUCUAUAGAGAUGACAGAUUUUAACAAUGCAGCGUACGGAACCAACACAGAAGCACCUCAGAAUAACCCGAAUGUGCAUUGUGGAAGUGAGAGAAAUGAGCAACCGUUUGCUUAUUCAUAUGUUGAAAUACCAUUGGAGAGAAACAUGCAAGAAACCAAGAAACAGCCAAUGACGAAUUCUGAUAUAAUUGAUGAUGAUUACAAUCAUCUUAAUGAAAAGGCAGAAGAUGCUGACAGCGAUGAAAGUAACGACCAUGUCCAAGAAAAUCUCUAUCAUGCGGUAGGAGAAGGAAUCUACAGUAUUCUCAACACAGGAAGAAAGAAUAAGGAAUUUGAUGUUUAUUCAACUUAGAAUAACAAAUCCGCCUAUUAUCGCAACAGAUUUUGACACAUCUGUUUAAUAUUUUACUUGAAAAAGAAGCUAUUUGAAA